Ceutorhynchus assimilis (cabbage seed weevil) is the source of this 1334-nucleotide messenger RNA. Lineage: Eukaryota; Metazoa; Arthropoda; Insecta; Coleoptera; Curculionidae. The record is from the annotation of a GenBank genome assembly.
CAGGAUAUUCCUAUGCACGUGACAAUGCUAACUUACGUCUUCUUGGCCUGGGAUCGUUGCAGAUACCUGAGAAACAACAGAAAACCUCGGUUGCCUGCUUUUGUGUGUGCUUUUGGUACUUGGCUGGCAUCACUUUGUCUGGUACUUCCGUAUCCUAUCUAUAUUACACAUCUCGAUUUAGGAGAGUUUUUCAAAUCCCAAGAACUCCAAGGAGUAAGUAUUUGCAUCGUCAAUUUGGCCGACGACAUGAAGGAAUACGUGCGGGGAAUUUUUCUUGUCACUUAUGCUGGACCUUUAGCAGCAAUAUCCUACUUUUUCGUAACUGGAUCACGUGAAUUGUCCUACCAUAAUGCUCCAGCUGUAGUAUUUUACGAAUCACGUAGCCGCAGUAGUCGAUCUCGUACUGAUUCACAUUCUACCGACAUAAGUCGUAUUCGAGGAGAUUACGACAGAAACAGUGACUCCAACCAGGAUAUCUACCGAGAUCAAGAAACCGGACGUACAAGAUACGAAGUUCGCGAACCAGAGUUGGAUGUACAAAAAGAAAAAUGCACACAGAAGUUUUUGGGAACAAUUAUUACUACUUAUGCGGUAUGUUUGCUGCCUUUGAUGAUGAUGAGAUUAGCGAGAUUGGCAUUAGUAGAAACUUAUGAAAACAGCAGCAGUUUUGACUACACAUACGUGAUAUUAGUCUGGAUUGCAUUUCUUCCGACUUGCAUAACACCAGCAACGUUUGCUUUUUGGCAAAUGAAUAGCUCAUCAAGAGACCGACUUAAAGGAUAUUUUCGUUUCAGCAAUCGCAAGCUGAGACAGUCUAGUGAAACUGUGAUGACGUCAGCUGACACACCCAUAUCCAGAAACAAGUACCGUCGAGGCUCACACAUUCAACUUGACGAACGGUACUCUGAUUGUACCACCAGCAGCAUUCAUCAAGAUAAUCAGUCUUCUUGAAGUUGAACCCCUACUAGAAGUGGAAGAGGACGAAUACCUGCGACUAAUUUAUUUCGAGUGGAGCAACUAAUUUAACAAUACAAGGAACAGGAUAUUAUAUAAUGAGAUAUAUAAUGUAUAAAAAAUAAAACUAAAUUUAUUAAACCUACUAACAUUGUAUUGAUGUAUUUUUUGUGCAAGAAGAAAUUGUAUAUAGGGCUUGAAAAUGGGUUUUUCCAUUAGUUUUAUGAAUUGUGAUAAAUUUUCAACUUUUUUGAACAAAAGUGAGAAUUAUAACAUGUUCGAACAUAUAUUUGUGGUGCCAAAAAUUAGGAAACUGAAAUUCUUGAAACCAAAAUUUUGAUAAAGAUAAACCUAUUUAUUAUAAUAUACAUUUGUUACAA